GCCACCGGGGCUUCCGCCCUAUGGCAGCCCGCCGUGGGCACAAAGUGGCAGAUUGUCCUGCAGAACCCGCUCGACAUGAGCGGCGUCAAGAAGAUGACGCCCGACGUGCCCGUCUACGACAUUGACCUCUUCACCAACACGGACGACGGGGCCGACAAGGCCCGCGUCAUCGGCAAGCUCCACAGCCUCGGCAAGAAGGUCAUCUGCUACUUCAGCGCAGGCACGUACGAGCCGUACCGCCCGGACGCCAAGCUGUUCAAGCAGUCGGACCUCGGCGCCACGCUGCCCGAGUGGGACGACGAGAACUGGCUCGACAUCAAGAGCAGCAAUGUUCGCAGCAUCAUGGCGCAGCGGAUCAAGAUGGCGGCAGACGUGGGCUGUGAUGCCAUCGAUCCCGAUAAUGUGGACGUCUAUAACAACCAGAACGGCGGCGGUUUCAAGCCCGCCCUGACCCAAGCCGACUCCAUCAACUACAUACGAUUCCUCGCGACCGAGGCCAAGAAGUACGACAUGGCCAUGGGCCUCAAGAACGCCAUCGAGAUCGUGCCUAGCGUCAUCGACUGGGUCCAGUUCGCCGUCAACGAGGAGUGCACGGCGUACAAGGGCGACUGCGAGACCUUGGGCAUGUUUGUCGACGGCGGCAAGCCCGUCUUCCACAUCGAGUACCCAGACGAGGACAAGUACUACGAGGGCCCGACAAAGGGCUUCCCCGCGAGCGUCAGGGCCCAGCACUGCGCGGCCGCCGGCGAGCCUGGGUUCUCGACCAUCAUUGCCACGUACGAUCUGAGUGGCUGGGUGCAGUGGUGCGAUGCUGCUGGCUCGAUCUAUGUCACUCCUACG
This is a messenger RNA of Microdochium trichocladiopsis, 840 nucleotides long. RefSeq names its product glycoside hydrolase superfamily. NCBI's taxonomy places the organism in Eukaryota, Fungi, Ascomycota, Sordariomycetes, Xylariales, Microdochiaceae. The transcript has 2 exons. The annotation marks the transcript as partial. The record is from RefSeq and is a predicted model, not a curated record.